GCUGCUGCGCGGGCUGCUCUGCGCCGCGGCGGCGCAGGGCGCCUUCGGGCUCCCGCCCCGCGCGCAGCGAGGCGUCGACCCGGUGUUCCGGGCCGUGACGGAGGCCGCGGCCGCCGUCAGAGGAGCCACGGCGGCUCCGCGGCUCGGCGGGGGGCCCACCGCCGCCGCGGACGCGGGAGCGAGGCGGCCCAGCGUGCCGACGUGCUUUGUGGCGCCUCUCUAUGUCCGCGCACCCUUCGGGUGCCACGCCUGGCAGCUUCGCCUACACCUCCCCCUCAAGGCGACCCGGACGGAGUCGAUUCAGGCGAGCCCACCACUGGCGAGCAAGCUCAACAUGAGCUCGAACACGACCAACUUCCUGCUGGGCGCUGAGCAACUGCAGGUCACGGGCGGCCUAGACCCCGUGUGCCGGAAGUGGUCAAGCCACGAGUCUUUCCAAGAUCCGAGGCUGGCGGGCGCGAACCUGUCGCUGUGCGCGGACGGCGACACGCCGGUGCAGCUCAUGCAGUCGCGCUGCCGCGCUCAUCUCGCGGGGUCCGCCUGGCUCAGCGCUGGCCUGCCAGUUCUACCAUCUGUUGAGGUCGCAGCGUUGGCGAACGCACAUCGCGGGUCGGUGGCGACAGACCAGGGCGUGGACUCGCAGAUUCGGCGCAGGACGCACGACGGGAGGGAGGAGGCCGCGCUGGAGGGCAGAGCCUGGCGGGCCACCAGCUACUACGGGGGCGCCUACAAGUACACGAUGACCUUCGGCAGCCUGAGCGCCGUGGGGCCCGAGGUGGACCCGCGCCUCUUCCAGGCGCCGCCGGCGUGCCGGGCGCGGGACCAGUGGCGAUAG
Molecule: messenger RNA, 835 nt
Organism: Prorocentrum cordatum
Lineage: Eukaryota; Dinophyceae; Prorocentrales; Prorocentraceae
Source: the annotation of a GenBank genome assembly